CGCACAGAAUCGCCUAUGAUACUCUUGGUUUUAAAAUCACCCAGAUUUAUACAUUUUACACUCCGGAUAAAAAUAAAAAAUAUACUCCAUAUUGAUGCCCUGGCACUCGGCUGAAUUGAUAGGACUCCAACGGAAGAAUUCCAGGUUGACCGCCAAGUGCAGAACCAGAAAAUAUAUUGGCCGGCAAAGAUGGAGCCGGAGGAAGUAGAGGUUGCGGAAGCAUAGCGCGGGGAACAGAGGGGGUCGGUGUCCACGUGAAUGGAUUCGGCGUGUUGAACAAAGUAAGGGACGAUUUCGGCGGACUGAAAGAAUUCACCAUUGAUGAUGAUGGCGGCAGAAAUGGAUUGACUAGAGCCUGCUAGAGGCGGGCGCCAUGUAUUAGACAAUCGGAGAAGAGAUAGCAGCAGUAGUGAUCAUGGUGGACUGCACGAUGGUCUGCGGCUGAGAGGCAGGCGACAUGGUUGCUGCAACAGAGGAAGUCGGGCGGAAGUCAUUUGGCAUAGAGGAGGCAAAGCAUCUGGUGAUUGAUCGUAGCAAUGUAAUGAGACUGCUCGUGAGUCGUGACCAGGUGUGGCCCGGGGCUUCUGAUGUCAAGUCAAGGGGCUGUCAGGCAGUCUAGGAAAGCCAAUGACACUUCAAGCAAGACUUAGGAUCCUGGCCAUUGAAAUGGGAGUCCAACAAGCCAAGGGGUUGUCCAGGCACAAGGUGUUCUCACUUGAUGACAAAUACUCAAAGACAAAAAGCCCUCCUAAAGUAUUGCUUUGGCGGUCAAAAUGAGGUUGGAGAGGUUGGGUUGCAGCCACAAGCCCUUCUAUAGACUAAUGGAUCGAUGCCGAUACUAAUUCUGCCAGGGACGAUCCAUCCUCUUCUUCUCUCCUCUUUCUUCCCCCUCCCCACCCCUCUCUCUUCUCGCUGCUUCCUCUCACACGAAGUCGGAAGCUCCGUUUUUUCUCCCCCAAAUCGCCAUCGGUGGACGGCGGACAACAAACUGCGUACAACGGACGAAGGUUGUCGCAGAUCUGAGAUAUGUGAUGCUAGAAGAUGGAGGUGUGGUGGUGAAAAGGGAAGCAAGACGUGGGAGCUAGAGGCUACGGAGGUGGUGGUGGCGGCAUUGAUGACCGACAGCAACGGCGGCAACACCAUGGAGCUACAAUUCCGGCGGAAGCGGCGGUAGUGAUAAGUGGCAGUGUCGGCUGAUGGCAGUGGCCAGCGGCCGGCGGUGGUGAUCGACGGCAGGGGCCGGAGGCGGCGGCCGGCGGCAGGUGACUGUUGACGACCGGCGGUAGUGAUUGGUGAAACAGCUUGUGGCUGGGUGAGCUUGAGAGAAAAAUACGCACAUUGUUGUAUAAUGUUCUGUUUUAUAUUUUUAAUAAAUUAAUUAAAGUAUUCAUUAAGAGUACUUUUGUCAACUCAUUCAUUUUUACUCCUAUAAAAGUAAACGGAUGAUUCAACUCCUAAUUUUGCACUUUUGUUAUGUUUCAC
Cuscuta epithymum is the source of this 1482-nucleotide messenger RNA. The record is from the annotation of a GenBank genome assembly. NCBI's taxonomy places the organism in Eukaryota, Viridiplantae, Streptophyta, Magnoliopsida, Solanales, Convolvulaceae.